UGGUUAUCUCUCUAAACAGCCCCUAGCUUCCUCUCUCUCUCUACUAUUUCUCUGUGGGUGUAAAGAAGAUAUGGGAAUCUGCUAUUCUUCUUCAUGGACAUGGAAGGAUGAGAGUGAGGAAAACAUAGUAUAUGUGGGUGGAAAGCAAGCUUCAGACUGCGUUAAUGGAGGUGGGAUAAGGAGGCUAUCUUCUCUCUACUCAAGACAAGGAAGGAAGGGCCCUAACCAAGACUCUGCCAUUCUCUGUCAGGGUUAUGGAGCGGAGGAUGGAGUCUUCUGCGGAGUCUUUGAUGGUCAUGGCAAGAACGGGCACAUAGUAAGCAGAGUCGUGAGAGACUAUCUUCCUUCUUUGUUACUCAGCCAUCGAAACGUUAUAGCGAAUUUCGCCCUCGCCGGCCACCGCGAUGUCGAGAAAUGCUCGAAAGAAGGCGAAAAUUAUCGGAUUGGCUCAUUAGAGUUGGUGGAGGAGUGGAAGGAGGCGAGCAUCAAUGCUUUCAAGGCCAUGGACGGGGAGCUUAAGCUCCUCACCCACAUGGACUGCUCUUAUAGUGGCACGACUGCUGUUACAAUUAUCAAACAGGGCGAAGAUGUAAUUGUCGCAAAUCUUGGGGAUUCCAGAGCGGUUUUGGGGACUUUGACUAAAGAAGGUCGACUGAAGGCAGUCCAGCUCACGAUUGACCUCAAGCCCAGCGUGCCACAGGAAGCGGAGCGAAUAAGAAGCAGCAAUGGGCGAGUAUUUGCCAUGGAAGACGAGCCGAACAUACAGCGCAUAUGGAUGCCGGACGGCAACAGCUCCGGCUUAUCAAUGGCCCGUGCCUUCGGAGAUUUCCAGCUCAAGAACUACGGUCUCAUUGCCGUCCCGGAGAUCUCCCACCACCGCCUGAACCCUCCCGCCGAUCUCUUCAUUGUCCUCGCCACCGAUGGGGUGUGGGAUGUGCUGACCAAUGAGGAAGUUGUGACAAUGGUGGCGUCUGCUGAGGAGAUGAGCAGCGGGGAGGCGGCGAAGAUGGUGGUGGAAGCAGCAACUAAGGCAUGGAGGCGUAAAUUUCCUUCUUCUGCGGUGGAUGAUUGUUCAGCUGUCUGCUUCUUCUUGCAAUAGAGAUGCUGAGAAAAAGAUGUUUUUAUAUAAAGUUAUAUAUAUAAAAAUAUCAGAAUUUUAUGAUGUAGGAUUGUGUGGGGAUAUGAAGGAUGAGAUAAUGAAUAUAGAAGAUUAUAUUUCUAUUAAAAA
Messenger RNA from Phalaenopsis equestris, 1228 nucleotides. RefSeq names its product probable protein phosphatase 2C 12. Bases 71 to 1099 code for a protein of 342 amino acids. Gene Ontology annotation, molecular function: protein serine/threonine phosphatase activity. The record is from RefSeq and is a predicted model, not a curated record. The transcript is spliced from 5 exons. Gene Ontology annotation, biological process: protein dephosphorylation. NCBI's taxonomy places the organism in Eukaryota, Viridiplantae, Streptophyta, Magnoliopsida, Asparagales, Orchidaceae.